UUUCUGUCGACGCAUUCUAUCAUCCUACCACUACACAGACGCAAUUAUUUCCCAGAGAGCCAUAUCGGUGAAAGCCCCAGCGAAAGCGUUAUCGUCAUAAGAUCCAAAAGCUGGCGAGUUCAAUAAACCGAGUCAAUGAACUCGCCCGUUACAGUCCGUUCCAUUCUUUGCGAAGGACCAUGGGUUUGGAAUGACGGCGCAAGUGAAGUUACCUUUCACGAGAAUGGAACAGGGAAGCUGUUCUGCUCUACCGAGUACACCUGUUGGAUCUUUGCCGAGAUCGACUGGAAGCCGCACAAUCCUGCGUCUCUCGAUCAGGUCAUUGAUCUCUGUAACAAUAGGAAGCAACCAACAAUCCUGGCAGACUUGACCAUCGAGAUGACCCUCACGACGCGCCGACCACCCGAUAUUUGGUGGAAGGGCAAAGUCAAUGAGGACUGGCUAAAUGAAGAGGCGUUUCGCGCAAAGACCUACCGUAUAUCGCUGGAGCACGGCCGGUUUCGGAACCAGUUCGACGUCAAGCAUAAC
This is a messenger RNA of Aspergillus piperis CBS 112811, 528 nucleotides long. RefSeq lists its product as uncharacterized. The transcript is spliced from 2 exons. The record is from RefSeq and is a predicted model, not a curated record. Lineage: Eukaryota; Fungi; Ascomycota; Eurotiomycetes; Eurotiales; Aspergillaceae. The annotation marks the transcript as partial.